Molecule: messenger RNA, 432 nt
Organism: Aspergillus affinis
Lineage: Eukaryota; Fungi; Ascomycota; Eurotiomycetes; Eurotiales; Aspergillaceae
Exons: 1
Coding region: 1-432 (143 amino acids)
Source: RefSeq, a predicted model, not a curated record
AUGGCACUAUACCUCUCCGUACCCAUCCUUGACGCGAUGAUCAAAUCCGUCGAGCUGGAACCUAUUGACAGCAGUGCCGUGAAGGCCUUAUCCUUCGGACUUCUUAUUUACUACUUCCGACCAGCGAACGGCUACUUAGUUGCGCCCGUCAAGUUCCAAAUCAACCAAUCUACUGAUAAUAUGGCCCUCAGAGUUCAGCGCUUAGCUCCCCAAUCCCGAAUCAUUAUCGACCACACAGUUGCCGGAGCGAAAUGUGAAGGUGGCUACUUAUUGGAGACGUUAGAGCAAUUUGAGAAUACCUUUGGCCAUGCAAAGACUGAAUUCGGGAGGUGUUGGGCAGUUUUGUUCCAUGGGUCUAUCUUGCAUUUCUAUGAAUAUCAUCGAGAUAUCCCGGGUGCACGACUUGUUCCAAGAGCGCCGCUCAAUCAAUAA